Molecule: messenger RNA, 3367 nt
Organism: Synchiropus splendidus (mandarinfish)
Lineage: Eukaryota; Metazoa; Chordata; Actinopteri; Syngnathiformes; Callionymidae
Gene: dennd6a
Product: DENN/MADD domain containing 6Aa
Exons: 19
Coding region: 243-2063 (606 amino acids)
Cellular component (GO): recycling endosome
Molecular function (GO): guanyl-nucleotide exchange factor activity
Source: RefSeq, a predicted model, not a curated record
UAUAAUAGAAUAUACCGACAAACAUCAACAGGUAGCGCUAGUGAAGCCCUUGCGUGAUGACGCACCAGUUUACGUAACUUGACGUCGUGUACCUCGGUGCUAACAGAUAGCUAAGUGGCUAGCCGCACCGUAACUUGGCUUCAGUAGCCGGGAACGAAGAGGACAACCGACUGGAAACAACGCAUAACUCCGUAGAAAUAAACUCUCCAGUUCAAUUGGAGGGUCGCGGCCUGGUCACCAGCAUGGCUCUGCAAGGCCCAGUGGAGCUGGAAGAGCAGGUUGAAGAGCCAGAAGACCUGGACGACCAGGACGCUAGUAGUAUUUCCCCGGCCGAAGAGAUGACUCUGCCAGUCGGACCUGGAGGCGGCGAGGAAGCGGAGGAGGCUCUGUUGUUGCCGUGGGACCGCUUCUCUUCCUGGCUGCACUGCAUUUGCGUGGUGGGCUUCGACCUGGAGCUGGGACAGGCAGUAGAGGUUAUUUAUCCUCAUCACUCCAAAUUGUCUGAGAAAGAGAAAACCAGCAUAUGCUAUCUUUCCUUUCCAGACUCCAACUCAGGUUGUCUCGGAGAUACACAGUUCUGCUUCCGCUUUCGUCAGGGUUCAAACAGGAAGUCGUCAAUCAGCUGCUUCCUGGAAUCAACAGACUGGGAUGCACCACCAUGUCUCAAGCGGGAGCAGGUCCAUUACUAUGGUUGCGUGUAUUUCCGUCAGGUGCGCGACAAGUCUCUAAAGAGAGGAUACUUCCAGAAGUCUUUGGUCUUGAUCAGUAAACUGCCCUAUGUGACUUUCUUCCACUCCGUGCUGAAAAUCAUGGCUCCAGAAUAUUUUGAGAAACAGGAGCCAUGCCUGGAAGCAGCAUGCAACGACAUUGACCGCUGGCCAACGCCUCGUCCUGGUAGGAUCCUCACCCUUCCAAUCAUGGGCGUCGUCAUCAAGGUCAGAAUCCCAACCUGCUAUGACAAACCAGGAACAUCCCAGCUCGUCCAGUCAGCCCAGAAUGACAGCCUAGUCUCCAUCGUCCUCCCAACCAUUCAUGAAGUGGAUCUCUUCAGAUGUUUCUAUCCAGUUUUCUUCCACAUCCAGAUGCUUUGGGAGUUGGUUCUGCUGGGAGAGGCACUGGUCGUCAUGGCCCCCUCACCAGCAGAGUCGUCAGAAACCGUGUUGGCUCUCGUCAGCUGCAUUGCUCCUCAGCGUUACUAUAGUGACUUCCGGCCUUACUUCACCAUCCACGACAGUGAGUUCAAGGAGUACACCACCAGGACACAGGCCCCGCCGUCAGUUAUACUGGGAGUGACAAACCCAUUCUUCGCUAAAACGCUGCAGCACUGGCCACACAUUAUCCGCAUUGGUGACAUGAAGCAAGCAGUAGGAGAAAUGGCCAAACAGAUGAAAAUCAAGAAGCUUAAAAACUUGAAAACACUGGACUCCAAACCAGGCGUCUACACGUCUUACAAGCCAUAUCUUAACAAAGACGAGGAAAUAAUCAAACAGCUGCAGAAGGGCAUCCAGCAGAAGAGACCUCCAGCUGCCCAGAAUGCCAUCCUUCGUCGGUACUUCCUAGAACUGACACAGAGCUUCAUCAUUCCACUGGAGCGCUAUGUCGCCAGUUUGAUGCCCCUGCAGAAGUCCAUCAGCCCCUGGAAGAGUCCACCUCAGCUGAGACCCUUCAUCCAGCAGGACUUCAUGAAAACUCUGGAGAAGGCCGGACCUCAGCUCACGUCGAGGCUGAAGGGAGACUGGAUCGGUCUCUACAGACAUUUCCUCAAGUCUCCAAACUUUGACGGCUGGUUCCGCAGCAGGAGGAAGGAAAUGACCCAGAAACUGGAGGCACUACACUUGGAGGCGCUAUGUGAAGAGGAUCUGCAGAUGAGAAUCCAGAAGCACACUGAGGUGGAGACUGUCGAUCUGGUCCUGAAGCUUAAAGACAAACUGAACCAGGCGGAGAAAGAGAAGCUGCCCAUACGUCCUGGAACUCUGUCCAAACUGAGGGACCACAUUGAGGCUGUAAUCCUGACUCUUCCAGAGGACCUCCAGGGCAUCCUUCACAAGCCGUGCAUGCCCUGACACUCAAUCCUGACUUAACCCUGCAACCGUGGCUCCAGCAGAACUUGUUUUAGAGUUUAUGGGGUUCUCAUUUGUUGCCCCCAACCCAGUGAGAGGACGAAAAGGUUCUGAACUGAUGGAGGUGACAAGACAUCUUAGAGGGUGUAUUCCGCGGAGUCCAGACAGAAAGACGCUCGGACAGAUCCAUCAGAACGCCCCCUCUUGGCUUAUUAAUGAUGGGAUCUGUUGAGAGAGUCACUGGAUCUUACAUGACCUUUGACCCUGACUGAGUUGUACUCUGCGACAUUUUAGUUUUUUUUUUGUUUUUUUUUGUUUUUUUUAACUCGACAUCAAACUGCAAGUGAAAGUGACCCCUGAGGUUCUCAUCCAGUUUUGGAAUCUUCCGGUAGAAGUGCACUUCAUCUCCAAGGGAAACAUGGUCUUCCCUGGAUACAGCAGCAAACAACACUCAGACCAACAGAUAGAAAAGAGACGCACAACUGAAGCACCAGCAACCCUGCAAUAAUCUUUCAAUACCAGUUUCAGCCAGUCAGGCUUCUUGAAUCACGUGACCCGCAGUCGUAAAUACUCCUGGAUCUAACUUUUUUUUUUUUUUUAGUGCUAUUUUUAAGACUGAAUCCGAAGCUCGAUUGCCAGCCAUCAACUUUAUUUUACCUGAUCAUGAGGCUGUUUUUCCACGCAAUCGAUGAAUUUAAUGUCGCUUCACUGAUCUCCUGUAGGUGUCGCCAAAUAUUCUUGUAGUGAAGUUAGAUGAGUUGCAGGCGAACAUGGCUUAUGUUUUUCAACUCUACUUUUUAAUGCAGACUGAUCAUAAGAUAUGAGAAUAUUAAAAAAUAUUUAUAAUAUCUGCUAAAAUUGGACUAACACCCUUUAAAUGUUAAACAAAGGCAGCCACACCGAAACAUUUAGACAGCGUUUCAUGUCUGGCCAUGCUGUUAACAGAUGUUCCAGUCAAGUCAAAGGUGUUGGUCUGAGCAAUAAUAGUUCAAAUGACCCGUCGUUCCACUUCUGUUGAUAUGACAAUUCUUAUCAAGCAGUUCUUUUUUUUGUUUUUAUGAGUGUGUGGAAGACACUAUUUCAUUGUUUGUGAUUUUAACAACCUUGGAUGUUUUUUUUAACCUGAGAAUGUGUGUACAGACUGUUGUACAGUUAUUUUGCUAUGACACCAGAUGUGUUGAAUACAGUGAUGUCAUCACCACGUCUGCUUGCUAGUCUUCAUUGCAACUGUGUUGAAUUAGUGCAAACAUCAUACCUUCCGGGAACGGCUUUUUCUGUGAUAGCUCUCAUUUGAACUCGCAGUACUA